CCAUUCCGCCGCACCAACUCAAACCAAAAGCAACGUACUGAAGACCUGUGAUUCUUCCAGGCGUUGCUCCGAUCACCCAAGCAGUUCGGUUAUCGUAACUUCAAUUAUAGUCUCUUCUUCAUUACAUGAUCUCUUUCCACUUCCAUGAUCACAAAACACUCGCCUCUCAUCCUUUUACUCGUUUUUCUCCUUCCCCUUAUCCCGGUUCAAUCAAACCGCCGCCACUGCCACCAAACAUGCCGUCCGCACCGCUCCCCCGAUGCCUUCCCCUACCCCUUUGGCUUCUCUUCCGGCUGCGCAAUCCGACUCAACUGCAACCCCUCUGCCGGAAUCCUCAUAGGAGAAUACCCGGUCCACUCCAUUAACUCCGAUACCAUAAUUGUCGGCGUCAAAUCCCGAUGCAAUCGCCCGUUUCAUACCUUCGGCCAACUCUUCAGCCAUAGAUACGCGCCCACGUCGCGAAACGCCAUCCUUUUGCAAAACUGCAGCAAAACGGUCUCCCCAUGCAUCAUCCCGGCGACCAUGGUGCAGACUAGAUUCGAGUCGAAAAACUGCAGCUCCGGCGGUGGCAAUUUGAGUUGCUAUUACGAAAACUCGACCGCUGAUUUCAUGAAUCUCCAGAAUUUAACAAACAAACACUGUACGUACCUCAUGUCUUCGAUAGCGGCUGAGGAUUUAAGGAACAACUCGGAUGUGAGUGCGGUGACAGCGGUAUCAUUGGAGGUUGAGACGAUUGAGCUCGGAUGGUGGCUGGAAGGAGAGUGCCAGUGUUCCAAGGAUGCCAAUUGUACGAGACUAAAAUCGCCGAUUGACAAGAAGCCAGGGUACCGGUGCCGUUGCAAGGAAGGAUUCACGGGCGACGGGUACUUGGCCGGAAGUGGUUGUCGGAAAGACUCUUCAACCUGCAACCCUGCAAAGUACAUGUCUGGCCAAUGUGGAGGGGCAACCAGAUUUGUUGUCUUGAUUGGAGGAAUGGUUUUUGGAGCUUCGUUAAUGAUCGGUUUGGGCCUAAUAUGUUGUUUCUUUAGGCGGCGCUCCAAAUUAAGAGUCACCAAGAGCACAAAAAGGCGCUUGACUGAAGCUACUAGCAAUUACAGCGUUCCUAUUUAUACCUAUAAAGACAUUGAGAGAGCCACGAAUAACUUCUCUGAGAAACAGAGGCUUGGAACUGGGGCAUAUGGGACUGUUUAUGCUGGAAAGCUUCACAAUGACAAAUGGGUUGCCAUUAAAAGGAUCAAAUAUAGAGACACUGACAGCAUCGAGAAAGUAAUGAACGAGAUCAAGCUCAUUUCCUCUGUGAGCCAUCCCAAUCUAGUCCGCUUGUUGGGUUGCUCUCUCGAAUACGGAGAACAAAUCCUUGUCUACGAGUUCAUGCCCAAUGGAACAUUAAAUCAACAUCUGUUGAGGGAGAGAGGGAUUGGGCUCCCAUGGUCGGUUCGACUCACUAUUGCUGCUGAAACAGCACGAGCCAUAGCACACCUCCACUCUGCCAUUGAUCCCCCCAUUUACCACAGGGACAUUAAGUCAAGCAACAUACUGUUGGACAACAAUUUUAGAUCCAAAGUGGCAGAUUUUGGUCUUUCAAGGCCUGGAAUGACCGAAAUAUCCCACGUUUCAACUGCCCCGCAAGGAACGCCUGGCUAUGUUGAUCCACAAUACCAUCAAGAUUUCCACCUUUCUGAUAAAAGUGACGUUUACAGCUUUGGGGUUGUACUUGUUGAGAUCCUAACAGGAUUGAAAGUGGUGGACUUUACUCGUCCCCAGAAUGCAGUGAAUUUGGCUUCUUUUGCUACGGACAGGAUAGGGAAGGGGCUUUUGUAUGAGAUUAUAGAUCCAUUCCUGGAAGCACAUAACGAUGAUUGGACACAUUUCUCCAUACACAAGGUAGCCGAGCUAGCAUUUCGCUGCCUCGCAUUCCACAGGGACAUGAGGCCUUCAAUGACAGAAGUGGCUGCUGAGCUAGAGCAGAUCAGACUGAGUAGGUGGACAACCUUUGAAGACAGCAAUCGAAUAGCCUCAACGGAGUUGUCCUCUUCUUCUCCUUCCUCUGAUGAGAGUGAGAAGCCUCUGAGUGUGAAAGAAAAUACGGUAGGACCGGAGGGCAAAGGGCUUCUCAAGUUGCAGACUAAGCCUGCCGCGUUAAACUUAAUGGAAAGGCCGAAGAGCUCUCCGGUCUCGGUGCAAGACCCAGAUUUUUGGCUGAGCGAACAAAGCUCUCCUUCAUCGAAUAGUUUGCUGAGUAAAAAAUCAUUCGAGUGACCUUAUGCGUCGGUAAACAUGACCCUGGUGGUCCCGCUUCCCAGUAUUGCUGUAGUUAAGAACUUAUAAUAGGAGACCGAUUCUGAUGUCGUUUUGAGGAGCAAGAUGAUCGUCUAUCCAACUAGGAUUUGGAUCC
Molecule: messenger RNA, 2395 nt
Organism: Prosopis cineraria
Lineage: Eukaryota; Viridiplantae; Streptophyta; Magnoliopsida; Fabales; Fabaceae
Product: wall-associated receptor kinase-like 14
Exons: 3
Coding region: 145-2259 (704 amino acids)
Biological process (GO): protein phosphorylation
Molecular function (GO): ATP binding; protein kinase activity
Source: RefSeq, a predicted model, not a curated record